AUGUCAUUAGAGCAUGAUGUUGUGAGCGCGAUGGCCGUGACAAGCACUGAAGAGUCUUCUGAUCGCCCACCGAAGCGACAGCGUACAGCAAGCUCAAUAGAAAUGCCAAACCCGCAUACAGCCCCGGAUACUGAUACAAGUCCUCAAACAGCGCAAGAGGCUCGUAUACACAUUAGCAAGGAGCUAUCUACCAAUGGGCUACUGUCCGGUCACCAACGCUCAGUUCUGGAGACAGCCAUUUCUUUUGUCGACCGAUUGUCCCACACGCCGACACCAAACAUGAUGGAUCGUAGUACUUUUGACAAGUCCAUGCAUGUUUCAACGGACAUGUCUCCGCGUGAGAUCUUCAAUGUCAUCCUUGGCACCGAAUUCAAGGAGCUUGGCGAUGCAGCCGCUCGCUACCAUACUGUCGAUCAUGUGCCAUCUGCAGCCUUGGAGAGGAUUGCCCUUGCCUUGAUGGAGGGCACCGCCGACGAAAAGACUCUCAAUCUGUACAGAGUUAUAAUACAUUUCCAAGCGGCCGUCGUCCUGUAUGCAAGCCAAUUGCAAGGACCCAAAAGUGCAGCAGUACAAAAGCACAUUCAACAAAUGGAAUACAAUCAUCUCAUGGCAGCGUUCACGGCGCUAGACAAUAUCAGCUUCUUAACCACGCCAUCGCUACUUCUGGCGCAAGCCUUGGUUACCGGGGCCAUUAUGAUGCAAAUCAUUGGCAAUCCAGUUGGCUCCUGGGAGCUUACAGCCCAUGCUUCACGCACCAUCGUAGCCCUCGGUUACCACCAAAUCGAUAAGACUGUAGCAGAAAAUGAUACGGAGAGGGAGAUAUACACCAUCGUCGCCAACUGCGCAUACUUCGAUAGCGUCAUGAGUCUCUUGCUGCUUCGACCGCGCUCCCUUCCGAAACUCCGGGUCAAUGUCGCAGACCUCUUACGGGGCCAAGAAAGUGCUAUGAGUAUGCUAGAGAUGAUACCUGUACAUGACAAAAUCUUGGACUUGACGUUGGAUUCGGGUACAAAGCGAUCCCCAGCUAUGUUGAAGAAUGAAGUUGCCCAGCUAAGAUCGCAGAUGCAAGACGUCUAUAAGUCGAUGGAGAAGGAACGACAAACACACCUAUUGGUGAGCAAGCAGGAUACCCUCAUUCAUUGGAAGGGCAUGGAGUUCAAAUACUACUCCACCAUGACAUCCGUCUACCGACUCAGUCCUACCGUCACGACCAAUCACGCAGAGCGAGAGGAAUGCCUGCAAUGUGCAAGAAAAGCUCUCGAAUGCGUGAAGCUCAUCGAACAGCUUGGGCGGAGGCUAGACCAUUUCAUCGAAGGCUAUGACCCCUACCUCGCCUGGUCUUUGCUCUCCUACCCACUCUGUCCUUUCUUCGUCGUCUUCUGCAAUGUAGUCGGUACUUCGGACCCUCGCGACUUUCAGCUCCUCCAGGACGUCACAGACAGCAUCUCAGGCCUCGUCACGGAGAACAGAUAUGUCCACCGCCUCCAUCGGCUAUGUGCCACCCUUCUGGGUCUAUGUAAACCCCUUGUCAAUGUUCCCGAGGUGCAAGAGCCCGUGCAGCAACAGCCACCCUUGGAUAUGGCAACGAUGAUGCCGGAGCCCUUCGCUCCGGUCAUGACAUUUAACAAUGGGCCCGAUCUGUUGAACGGAAAUAAUGAUGCCACUGGCAUGAUGCCUUCGUCUUGGAAUGACGACAUGAUGUGGCAACUGUUCCAGUCGCAGCCAUCGCUGGAUUGGUUCAAUGCAGACAUCUUGGAUCCAGCUUGGGAUCCCAGUCUGCCACUUUGA
Messenger RNA from Pyrenophora tritici-repentis Pt-1C-BFP, 1788 nucleotides. Its product is annotated as Zn(II)2Cys6 transcription factor-like protein. Lineage: Eukaryota; Fungi; Ascomycota; Dothideomycetes; Pleosporales; Pleosporaceae. The record is from RefSeq and is a predicted model, not a curated record.